Messenger RNA from Erigeron canadensis, 708 nucleotides. Its product is annotated as wiskott-Aldrich syndrome protein family member 2-like. NCBI's taxonomy places the organism in Eukaryota, Viridiplantae, Streptophyta, Magnoliopsida, Asterales, Asteraceae. The coding region runs from base 1 to 708 and encodes 235 amino acids. The record is from RefSeq and is a predicted model, not a curated record. The transcript is spliced from 2 exons.
AUGGCUCAGUCACCCGACCCGUCGAUUAAAUGUGGAUCAUGCCCAUGCAUAAAUCCUUGUGACAUUACACCACCUCCACCACCACCACCACCCGAGCCAUGUCCAUCCCCACCGCCACCUAUACCACCACCACCCGAGCCAUGUCCAUCUCCACCGCCACCUAUACCACCACCUCCACCACCACCACCAAUCGUUGAGGCUUGUCCUCCAGUUGCAGUAAUAAAACCACCACCUCCACCGCGGUUCAUUUACGUGACCAGCCCUCCAAGAGAUCAUCCUUUAAUAUUGCAAAUUUAUUCCGGUGGUUUUAGUCACCAAUUUGGUUGGAUUCUUGUAGCUGGCUGUAAAAAUGAUGUUAAAGCCGAGGAUGAUAAGGAAGAUGUCAUCCGUAACAUCAUAUUAAUGACAUCACCGACUCAAUUGUCUACUGUUAUGACUUCGUUGAAUCCUAAUCAACGUCAGUUUGUAGAAGAUAUUGGUUUUGGUAGUCUUUUAGGUUUCAGUAUCGAGUCACUUCUAAGAAAACUCAUGUACUAUGUUGUUGACAAUUUUGAUAGCAAGGAGAUGGUUAUUAGAACAAGUAAAGGUGAUAUAAAAUGUGUCACGCAAGCUGUCCAUGAUAUUUUUGGACUUCCCAUGGGUUCAACUAACAUAUAUGACCUUGAAGAAAGUUCAAAUGAUGAUCUAGAGAAAGAAUGGCUUGGAUAG